AUGGACGGGUUGAACGAGUACAGGCGGGUCCGUGUCGCUGACGUUCUCUCUGAUUUCCGCACUCUGCAGUACUAUAUCGCUGCUGCGCCGACCGAGCCGGAAAACAUGGAAGACUACUAUGCCGAAGGCUGGGCCGCUCUGCGACAGUGCUCCCUUGAUGGGCAGCACAUACUUAAUUGCGCCGCCGACACGAGUGUGCCUCAAGCCGCUGGUGGUGAGGAGGAGCAGGAGAAGGCUGAAUUAAAACAGAUCCUCCUCGACUCAUUUGCCCGGCGUCACGAGGGCCAGAAGAUCUAUCUCAGACAAGCUGCUGCGCAGCGAUGGGUCGACAAUCGGAACAACAUUCUGCAGGGCGGAAGACCGCACUCGGGGAACCAGUCCAUGGUGCGGUCCUGUGAUCGGCAGCUCCGAGCAGAGCUCGCUACCAUCACAGACGAGGCAAUCUACACUGAGCUUCGUGCUUCAGACCAGGCGAUGGGCCGCUGGACGGCCGAAGACCCCAGCUUACGUGGUGUGCAGCGCUGGCUACGCGCACGCCGAUGA
This is a messenger RNA of Verticillium alfalfae VaMs.102, 543 nucleotides long. RefSeq lists its product as hypothetical. The coding region runs from base 1 to 543 and encodes 180 amino acids. The record is from RefSeq and is a predicted model, not a curated record. Lineage: Eukaryota; Fungi; Ascomycota; Sordariomycetes; Glomerellales; Plectosphaerellaceae. The transcript has 4 exons.